This is a messenger RNA of Acanthamoeba castellanii str. Neff, 1452 nucleotides long. Its product is annotated as AT hook motif domain containing protein. Bases 1 to 1452 code for a protein of 483 amino acids. The transcript is spliced from 7 exons. The record is from RefSeq and is a predicted model, not a curated record. NCBI's taxonomy places the organism in Eukaryota, Discosea, Longamoebia, Acanthamoebidae.
AUGCCGUCGGGCAACCAUCACGCGCUGUUCCCGAGCAGGCCUGCUCCGGAUGCCGCCAAGCACACGCCCUUUGCGAUAGAAGCCGUGCGGGCGCUGGGCAAGGCCGAUACCUGCCACCCCAGCCCCGCACGCAAGCGGGGCCGACCACCCAAGGCGCGCUCACUCGACCAAACCGGAGACCAGCAGAACGCACAGAGGGUGGACAACUGCGAUACGAGGCACGACGGCGCGGAUUCGGCGAUGACGAAGACGCUGAUGUUAAUGCUGGUGGACGAGGUGCGCGAGGUGAAGGAGGAGAACAGGCAGCUGCGGGACCGGGUCGCCGAGCUGCGCGGCCAGCGCAAGCGGGACAGAGCCGAGAUGCGAGCUAUGGAGAACCGACUGCAGAACAUGGAGCAGUCGAUGCAGGCCAUGGCCACUGCGCAGCGGGAGAGUGCCGUACAGAUGACGAGACUCUUCCAGCAGAAGCCUUUGCCGCCAUCACGUCAUGCCACGUCAGCACCACAGCCGUCCAGUGCCUCGCUUAUGACUGGCUCAUUGACUACCACCUCAUCGUCGACCACCAUCACCCCGGCCGCUCUGUCGUCGCUGCCGCAGAGCUUCGAUUCACCGCCGCGGCAGUCAUCGUCCUUUGCCGGCGCUGUAUCCCCGGCUUACUCGAUGUCGGCCCGAAUGCACGGAUUGGCGGGGCUUCUCCACGCGCUGCCCUAUCUGCGCGACUUCGACCCGGGUCUGCUGAUCGUCUCCGAUCUGAGCCAACAGUUCAUGGUGCUGAGCAUGACGCACCCCGAGACCCUGGCCGACAUGAUGCCGCCCACCAUCGAGUUCGUCUCACCGGGCGCCACCGCAUUCCUCGGAUACAGCCACGAGGAAGUCGUAGGCAAAUCAGUCCAUGUGCUGGGAUGCAUCGACAUCCAGGACAAGCUGGAUCUCAUGCACUCGAUGUUCUCCAAGUCUGCUCCACCGUCCGGAGUGAGCGAUUCCAUCCGCGUUUGUCCCGUUAUGCGACGCAAGGGCUGUGAGCCCGCACGUAUCGAGACCUUCCACCAGUACCUCUGGGUCAACUCUCGCGUGCAAUGGAACAUCGCGUUGGUGACUCGAGUGCUCGAGGAGGGCGUGUACAUUCCGCCGCUGGGGAGCAUGUCUGAGCUGCUCAGCAACCCCAGCACCAGGGCCCUCUUCUGCUCCCGCCUCGCCCCCUUCCUGCGACAGCCCCUCGACCGAGCCCGGAUCUGCGCAACCAUCACCACCACCACUUCAUCAGCGUCGUCGUCGUCGUCGUCAUCGUGGUCGCCAGAGGCGAGCGCGCAAGAAGAGACGAUCCUGGCGCUACAGCAGUCGUCGAUGGACCUGGACAUCGAACUCCAGGAAAUGAUGCAGGCGCUGCGCUCGCCGGCGCCGUCGCCCUCGACAGGACCACCCGCAGACGACCACGAGCGGUGGCUCCUCUGA